Fraxinus pennsylvanica is the source of this 1398-nucleotide messenger RNA. The record is from the annotation of a GenBank genome assembly. NCBI's taxonomy places the organism in Eukaryota, Viridiplantae, Streptophyta, Magnoliopsida, Lamiales, Oleaceae.
AUGGAUUGUGAAAAUGAAUCCCGGAGCCCCGAAUUUCCUGCGGACUUGAAGUACCAAUCGGGCUUCGGGAACCAUUUCUCGUCGGAGGCUAUUGCUGGAGCUCUCCCUCGCGAUCAGAACAAUCCUCUCGUCUGUCCUUACGGCCUCUACGCGGAGCAGAUCUCCGGCACCUCCUUCACUUCCCCUCGCAAACUCAACCAGCGCAGUUGGUUAUAUCGCGUCAAACCAUCAGUUACUCAUGAACCGUUUAAACCUAGGACCCCCAGUCACGGGAAGCUUGUGAGUGAAUUUAAUGAAUCAAAUAGUUCUGCUACGCCAACUCAGCUACGGUGGAAACCGGUGGACGUUCCUGAAGCGCCGAUUGAUUUCAUUGACGGAUUGUACACUGUUUGUGGAGCUGGCAGCUCGUAUCUUCGGCAUGGUUUUGCAAUUCACAUGUAUGCUGCUAACAAAUCGAUGGACAAUUGUGCGUUCUGUAGUGCUGAUGGUGACUUUUUAAUUGUUCCCCAAGAAGGAAGGCUGUGGGUAACAACUGAAUUCGGAAAAUUUCAAGUAUCUCCUGGUGAAGUAGUUGUUUUACCUCAAGGGGUGCGGUUUGUUGUUGAACUACCAGAUGGACCAUCACGCGGCUAUGUAGCUGAAAUAUUUGGAACUCAUUUUCAACUCCCUGAUCUUGGACCUAUAGGGGCUAAUGGUCUUGCUUCUCCAAGGGACUUUCUUGUUCCUGUGGCCAUGUUCGAUCAGAGCUCCCAUCCCGGAUAUGUGAUUGUUCAGAAGUUCGGCGGUGAACUCUUUACUGCAAAACAAGAUUUCUCCCCAUUCAAUGUUGUAGCGUGGCAUGGAAAUUAUGUACCUUACAAGUAUGAUCUAAGCAAAUUCUGCCCAUACAAUACCGUCUUGAUUGAUCAUGGCGAUCCAUCAAUAAAUACAGUGCUGACUGCUCCUACUGAUAAGCCUGGAGUGGCUUUGCUUGAUUUUGUCAUUUUCCCUCCUCGGUGGUUGGUCGCUGAACAUACAUUUCGUCCUCCAUAUUAUCAUCGCAACUGUAUGAGUGAAUUCAUGGGUCUAAUUUAUGGCGGAUAUGAGGCAAAAGCAGAUGGGUUUGUUCCAGGAGGCGCAAGCCUUCAUAGCUGCAUGACUCCCCACGGUCCCGAUACUAAAACAUACGAGGCAACAAUUGCACGUGGAAAUGAAGCAGGGCCUCAUAGAAUUGCUAAUACUCUUGCCUUCAUGUUCGAGUCAUGUCUAGUUCCUAGGGUCUGCCGAUGGGCACUUGAAUCCACCUACAUGGAUCAUGAUUAUUACCAAUGUUGGAUUGGUCUGAAGUCCCAUUUCACAUGUGAACUUGCAAAAGAACAAACCCAAGACUUACAGAACGGGCUCGAAGAGAAGAAAUGA